Molecule: messenger RNA, 432 nt
Organism: Aphanomyces astaci
Lineage: Eukaryota; Oomycota; Saprolegniomycetes; Saprolegniales; Verrucalvaceae
Exons: 2
Coding region: 1-432 (143 amino acids)
Biological process (GO): maintenance of rDNA; DNA repair; regulation of sister chromatid segregation
Cellular component (GO): cytosol; nuclear speck
Source: RefSeq, a predicted model, not a curated record
AUGAACCAAGUGAGUGCGACGCGGAAGCUGUUCGUGCGCCAACUUCUGUCGGCGCGAAGCCUCCCUGAGAGUCGAAGCAAAUACAUGUACAGAGGAGUUGAACUCAUCCGCGCGUGGAUACAGGGGGUGGUCGUGGAGGUACAGAUCCCGCGAUUUGCCGUUGACGACGGCACUGGCGUGGUGUGGAUCGACAUACAGAGCCUGAUUAAGAGUAAUCCAUCGCUAAACGUUCGGGUGGGAGAAUACGUGAUGAUCAUCGGCCCCGUGCUCGGGUCUCUAGGCGUUCCCGAGCCAUCGCCGGAACGGAUCCAAGCCCAUCAAGUCAUCCCGCUUGCCGCCAAGGACGUUCACCGCGAGUGCCUGUGGUUUCUCGAAGUCAUCGAGUACUGGAGUCAUGCCGUACGCACUCGCCCGAUCGAGAUUGACGGCUGA